Messenger RNA from Cyanistes caeruleus (blue tit), 2139 nucleotides. The record is from RefSeq and is a predicted model, not a curated record. Lineage: Eukaryota; Metazoa; Chordata; Aves; Passeriformes; Paridae.
UGGGAGAGGAGCCCGACCUAAGGUGGCCUCCGGGGAAGGGGGGCCGCUUCCCUGGGGAGCGUCCUGGAACCCGAGCUUGGCUGUUCCUGAGCAGGGAUGGAGCAAGGGCAGGGGGUCCCGUUCCAGCGGGGGGCUGUGCGGCACAGAGACCCCCAAAACCCCUCUGGAUGUCGGGGACGGUUCAGUCCCGGGUGAGCUGAGCCAGCCAGCGCAGCCUCCAGAGCCUCGAGGAGCCGGGGGAGAAGAGAGGCUGGGAGAAACAAAAAGCUGUGGGAGGAUGAGGAGGGCAAACCAGGUGCACUGGAGUCCCACUGUGCCUGGGCUGGGUCGUGCACCAGCAUCUCCCAGCGCUGGCUCUCUGGAGCUGCUGUGAGGGUUCUGGGACCCUGUUUUACCUGGGGCUGUUUUACCUGCUGUAAAACAGGUUUGCAGGAUGCCUAUGCUCAUUAAUUUUAUCAGCUCUGUCUUCCUAGGCUGAAAGACUGGGCAGUGUGAGUAGAGGGCACAGGAUCAGGCCUCGCCACGGUUGUGCCUGGGGAGGAGUGGGGCAACCAUAGAGGCUCUGUGGGUGCCCGUUUGUGGCCGUCUCGUGUGGUAUCUGGGUGCUGCAGGCAUCUGUGAGCUCUGAUAGGGCCCUAUCGCUGUCAGGGCAGUGCACUGGUGGGUUCAGGUCCUCCUGCCCUGGGUACAGGUGGCUCAGGAUCUCAUCCCCUGGGGGGGGAUCCCUCCCUGGCAUCAGGGAGCAGAGACUUAGGGACGAGAGAUGGGUGGUGCUGUGUGCUGGUGUGGAGCCUGCUGGCCGCUGUCCCCAGACCUCACCUCUCUCUGCCUUGCAGCGUCUCUGCCCUUCAUCAUCCUGACCCUGGUGAACUCCCCAUACAAGCGAGGCUUCUACUGCAACGAUGACUCCAUCCGCUACCCCUACAAGGCAGACACCAUCACCCAUGGCCUCAUGGCCGGGGUCACCAUCAGCUGCACUGUUAUCAUUAUAUCAUCAGGGGAGGCAUACCUGGUCUACACUGACCGUCUCUACUCCAAGUCAGAAUUCAACAACUACCUGGCUGCUCUCUACAAGGUGGUUGGGACCUUUCUCUUCGGGGGGGCCAUCAGCCAGUCCCUGACUGACCUGGCCAAAUACAUGAUCGGCCGUCUCCGGCCAAACUUCCUGGCUGUCUGUAAUCCUGACUGGUCCAAGGUGAACUGCUCCAUCUACGUGCAGCUGGAGAAUGUCUGCCAGGGAGAGAGCAGGAACAUCACCGAGUCCAGACUGUCCUUCUACUCAGGACACUCUUCCUUUGGGAUGUACUGCAUGAUGUUCCUGGCGCUCUACGUGCAGGCCCGGCUGGUGGGGAAGUGGGCCCGGCUGCUGCGUCCCACCAUCCAGUUCUUCCUCAUCGCCUUCGCCAUCUACGUGGGCUACACCAGGGUGUCCGACUACAAGCACCACUGGAGCGACGUGCUGGUGGGGCUGCUGCAGGGGGCUCUCAUUGCCGUCCUCAUUGUCCACUACGUCUCUGACUUCUUCAAGCAGCGUCCCCCGCGGCAGUGUGAGGAGAAGGACCCGGAGCGCAAGCCCAGCCUGCCCCUCACCCUGAGCGACCCCGACCACAAUCACUACAGCUACCGGGGUGCCCCAUGAACUGCAGACCUGCCCCUUGCCGUGCUCCUGGCUCCGGGGACAGGGACUCUGGCUCUGUAUUCACCAUUGGCUCCACGGCUCUGGUGCCUCUGGCUGACACAAGUGGGACAGCCCUGCCUGUUCCACAGCGCCGCGGCGCCUGGCUCCCCGUGCCCGUGCUGCUGCCGGUACCUGGCGAUGCCCUGCCCGUGGGAAGGGGAUGUCCUCACCCCCUGUGCGUGUGAGUCACGCCCCAAGGCUGCUGUCCCAGCCCUCCGUGUGGAGGAAGGGAGGGAGGGGAGAGUGGCACACGUGGGGGUGGAUUUAUUGGGCUGGCAAAGCACACUGAGCGAAGAGCAAACUCCCUUGGGAAGUCUGAGAUUGCCUGGGCCAAGUGUGUGUUGUCCCUGUCAAAUUAUCCAGCCAUACAAGUACAAAUCCUCACAGGCACAGAGGGAGGAGGACAACUGCUGGGGCUAGCUAUACUUUUUUGGAAAGGAUUAAAGCAAUCCAGAGCUCUU